Molecule: messenger RNA, 8324 nt
Organism: Mercurialis annua (annual mercury)
Lineage: Eukaryota; Viridiplantae; Streptophyta; Magnoliopsida; Malpighiales; Euphorbiaceae
Product: helicase and polymerase-containing protein TEBICHI
Exons: 29
Coding region: 177-6593 (2138 amino acids)
Biological process (GO): DNA-templated DNA replication; double-strand break repair
Molecular function (GO): ATP binding; DNA binding; DNA-directed DNA polymerase activity
Source: RefSeq, a predicted model, not a curated record
CAAGCCGUCAAGCGGUCAAAUGGGUCAUCAAAAUAAGGAGACAAACAUUACUGUGAGACCACUGUAAAAAUACUUGGCGCUCGCUGUAACAAUUUGAACGGGACGGUGACAUUGUAUUGGAGAACUAGCGGCGGCACCACCACGACAGAUAAACUAGGGUUUUGUAGAUAUCUAUAAUGGCGUCUCAUUCGUCUAGAACUCAAAUCAAUCAGUUUUUCCCUUCGAAAAAGAGAAAAGCGUUAUCGCCUGGGUUGAAGCAUGGAAGGACUGGAAAAGAUGCAAAACUAGCAUCAGAUGGUUCUCCGAGCGAAAAAGGUACUUUGGACAAUUAUUUGGUGAGUUCACAGGAUCAGAGUCGUGGUUCGUUGUCUAGGCACGAUGCAGUUAAAAGAAAUUUGGCAUUGGAUAUAAAUGAAAGCUUGAAAGAUGAAAAUAAGGAUUCACAAAUUCCUGACGGAGUUGGAACUAUUAAGAAGGAAGCAUCUCAAGGUUCGUCUUAUGCUGGCAGCAUUACAGUUGGAAAAGUUUGCUCACCUUCGAGACACAGUGAAGAAAAUACAGAAUUACAACAGUUUGCAAACGACUUUUUGUCUUUGUACUGUAGUGAACUCAAAUCAACAGCAACUUCACCGUCUAAGCCAAAGUUGGACGACCAUAAGAGACUUGGUAGUCCUUUAUUGGUGGAUAAUGAGGAUAAAACAUCAAAGAAGAAGCAUUGUAUCAUCAAAGAAGAAACAUCAAAAGGAGCUAUCUCUGUUGAGAAAAAGGCAGAAAACAAACAAUCUACUUUACAGGCUGCGGUUGUCGGUGAACUCACUCUGCUGCAAGCUAGCUUGAGAAAAUGCAAUAAAGUGUCUAAAUCACCUGUUCAAAUAGCUGAAUACUGCACACCAGGCUCAUCAAUUGUUAAAUCACGUGCUCAGGUUACACCCAGGUCAACACGUGGAAGCUCCAUAUUUUCUCCAGGAGAAGCAUUCUGGAAUGAAGCAAUUGAAAUUGCUGAUGGUUUACUUACCGAAGCUCAUCAUCCUGUUGCUUUGGCUAUUGAAUGUGCUAACAUUGAGAGUUGCAGUGACAAGUCGAGGCAAAUUUUGAGUGAAGCAAGCAGCAGAAUUCAGCAGAUUGGAAACACAUAUUCUUUGGAGUUACUGAGGGCUCACACAAGAGAUUCCAUUAUAGAAUCUUCUACCUUACCUGUCAGGAAUCUUGACCCUUUGUUUGAGGACAAAAACUUGAAUGCAGAUUCCCCAUAUUGUUCAGUAGAUGAUCCAAAUGUGCUCAAGAGUGGUGAACAAUCUGAAUGUGGUUCAGUAAACAUUAAAAUCUCAAAAAUUGGCAAAAGUGCAGCUUAUAGUGAAUGUCAAACAAAAGAAGAGAUGUCGGAAGUGCACAAGGCGGAGUCUAUUCAAGCAAUGAUGAAAAGGAAAGAAGAUUUUUUAUGUCAACACUCAGAUAAAACUAUGUAUAGGUCACCAAUCAAUGAAAUAAAGAAUCCAGUUUCUAACAGUGGAUAUCGUGAAGCAUGCACUCCUUCAAGUAUUGUGCCGCUUCAAGACCAAUUAGAUCUUGACAAUUGGCUUCCUGCAGAAGUAUGCAGCAUAUAUAGAAGGAAAGGAAUUUCGAAACUGUACUCUUGGCAGGUUGAUUGUCUUAAAGUGGAUGGAGUUUUGCAGAGAAGGAAUCUCGUAUAUUGCGCAUCUACUAGUGCUGGAAAAAGUUUCGUUGCUGAAAUUUUGAUGCUGCGGCGGGUUAUGUCAACUGGGAAAAUUGCAAUUCUUGUACUUCCUUAUGUAUCAAUUUGUGCAGAAAAGGCUGAACACCUGGAGAGCCUUUUGGAACCGCUUGGUAAGAAUGUCCGUAAUUAUUAUGGUAACCAAGGCGGUGGAACACUUCCUAAAGAUACGUCUGUUGCUGUAUGCACUAUAGAGAAAGCGAACUCAUUAAUAAACAGAUUGCUGGAGGAGGGGCGUUUGUCAGAAAUUGGAAUCAUUGUGAUAGAUGAACUGCACAUGGUUGGUGAUCAGAAUAGGGGUUACCUUUUGGAACUUAUGUUGACAAAGCUUCGAUACGCUGCUGGUGAAGGCAAUUCAGAAUCUAGCAGCGGAGAAAGCUCAGGUACAAGCAGCAAGGGUGAUCCUGCUCAUGGUCUGCAAAUUGUUGGAAUGAGCGCAACAAUGCCAAAUGUGGCAGCAGUUGCUGAUUGGCUUCAAGCAGCAUUAUACCAGACAAAUUUCCGACCUGUUCCACUGGAAGAGUUUAUUAAAGUUGGCAACACGAUUUAUAACAAGACACUGGAUAUUGUUAGAACAAUUCCAAGAGCAGCUGAACUAGGCGGUAAAGAUCCAGAUCACAUUGUGGAACUGUGCAAUGAGGUUGUUCAAGAUGGUCAUUCAGUGUUAAUAUUUUGCUCUAGUCGGAAAGGAUGUGAAUCAACUGCUAAGCACAUCUCCAAGUUCCUAAAGAAUUUUUCAGUAAAUAUUCAGAAUGAUAGUGAAUUUCCUGACAUUGCUUCAGCUAUUGACACAUUGAGAAGAUGCCCAGUGGGAUUGGAUCCUAUACUUGAAGAAACUCUUCCUUCUGGUGUUGCUUACCAUCAUGCUGGCCUCACAGUUGAGGAAAGAGAAAUUAUUGAAGGCUGUUACCGGAGAGGCCUUUUACGAGUCUUGACGGCUACGUCUACCUUAGCUGCUGGGGUUAAUUUGCCUGCUAGAAGGGUCCUUUUCCGACAACCUAGGAUUGGACGUGAUUUUAUUGACGGGACUAGGUAUAGACAAAUGGCGGGUCGGGCUGGCCGGACAGGAAUUGAUACUAAAGGAGAAAGUAUACUGAUAUGCAAACCAGACGAACUGAAAAGAAUCAUAGGACUACUUAAUGAAAAUUGUCCACCAUUGCAGUCUUGUCUCUCUGAAGAUAAAAAUGGAAUGACUCAUGCAAUUUUAGAAGUUGUGGCUGGUGGAAUUGUUCAAACUGCUGAUGAUAUUCAUCGAUAUGUUAGAUGUACUCUUCUUAAUUCUACAAAACCGUUCACUGAUGUUGUGAAGUCAGCACAAGAUUCUCUCCGGUGGUUGUGUCACAGAAAAUUUCUUGAAUGGAGUGAUGAUACGAAGUUAUAUAGCUCCACACCACUUGGACGUGCAGCUUUUGGCAGUUCUCUUUGUCCAGAAGAAUCACUUAUUGUGUUAGAUGAACUUUGUAGAGCAAGAGAAGGAUUUAUCCUUGCAUCUGAUUUGCAUCUUGUAUACUCAGUCACACCAAUCAAUGUUGAAGUGGAACCAGACUGGGAAUUAUACUAUGAAAGGUUUAUGGAGUUGUCCCCUCUUGAAAAGUCUGUUGGGAAUCGGGUUGGAGUUUCAGAACCCUUUUUGAUGCGUAUGGCUCAUGGAGCACCCCUGCGCGCAUUGAACAGACCAGCUGGCAAUAUGAAAGGGCUUCAAGGAAAGUUAGAAAAUCAGCAUGGGAAGGCAAAUAACAAUAUGAUUUCAGAUGAGCAAUCACGUAGAGUGUGCAAACGAUUUUACGUUGCUCUUAUCCUGUCAAGGCUAGUGCAGGAAACACCUGUAGGUGAGGUUUGUGAAGCUUUUAAGGUUGCUAGAGGCAUGGUUCAAGCCUUACAAGAAAAUGCUGGAAGGUUUGCGGCUAUGGUUUCUUUGUUUUGUGAAAGACUUGGAUGGCAUGAUCUCGAAGGCUUGGUUUCUAAGUUCCAAAGUCGAGUUUCAUUUGGAGUGAGAGCAGAGGUUGUGGAGCUUACUACUAUUCCAUAUGUUAAGGGUUCUCGAGCAAGAGCACUAUACAAAGCAGGUCUCCGUACACCUCUGGCUAUUGCUGAAGCAUCUCUUUCUGAAAUUGUUAAGGCUAUUUUUGAAUCUUCAUCAUGGACUAUACAAGAGGGUUUUGCACAAAGGCGAUUACAAAUGGGAGUUGCUAAGAAAAUCAAGAACGGUGCACGCAAAAUUGUCCUCGAUAAAGCUGAAGAGGCAACAGCUGCUGCAUUCUCAGCUUUUAAAUCUCUUGGGCUUAGUGUCCCUCAGUUCUCUAGGCCAUUAAUGGUGAACACUUCUGUAGAUGAUGUUGAUAAAGGUCUUGCAAGUAACAUAUCUGGAGGUGGUACCACUGAUGUCUGUCUUCCUUUGGAGCAAAGAGACAAGGCUUCUUCCGAUUUGUGCAUAGAACAGAGCAAGAAAUGUGCUAAAGUUACUCUGGGAAGUGAACGAGAUAAUUUGAUCGAAACAGUUGAUGUUUCCUUAAUGGCUCCAGCAACAACAGAUUUAACUUGCCCGAUGCAAUGUAAAUUUGAUGCUGAAAAUUCUGCAGUGCUGGUUAAAAAGUCUUUGAACCUUGAUAGUGAGUUAGAUGCUAUAGUCAAUCAUAAUGCAAAUGCAGUUGUCAUCUUCCCUAUCAAGUCAGAACAAGAUGGUGAUAGUAUUGGUACAUAUGACAGGAAUAUUCACAAAGAGGUACAUGAAUUGAGUAACAGACAAAAUUUGUCCUGUGACAACAUGGAAAAUGUUUGUGAGAAAGGCCCUAUAAAUGCAAUUAGUAUUUCUGGGGGCUUUGAUUCUUUCUUGGCUCUCUGGGACUCUGCCCAAGAAUUUUACUUUGACCUCCAUUAUAGUAAAAAAUCAGAAGUGAAUUUUAUAGCACCUUAUGAAAUACACGGUAUGGCAAUAUGUUGGGAAAACUCUCCUGUAUACUAUGUCAAUAUUCCUAAAGAUCUAUUAUUCUCUGACAACCGAAAGAAUGCUUUGCCACCUGAAAAUUGGCUGGAGGUAGUUAGGCGUAGAUGGAAUCAAAUUGCUAAAAUACUGGGGAAAAAAGAGGCCACAAAGUUUACUUGGAAUUUCAAAAUUCAGAUUCAAGCGUUCAAGAAUGCUGUAGUUUCCAUUCAGCGAUUUGGGUGCAUGAAUCUUAAAAGUUUGGAUCUUGAACUCAUAGACAGUACAUACAUAUCAUUGCCAUCCACCAAUAUCAAUGAAGUUAUUGACAUGUGCAUCGUGGCCUGGAUUCUUUGGCCGGAUGAGGAGAGAAGUUCUAAUCCAAGCUUGGAGAAGGAAGUCAAGAGAAGGUUAUCCGCUGAGGCUAUUGCAACUGCUAAUAAGAAUGGCAGGUGGAAGAAUCAGAUGCGAAGAGUGGCUCACAAUGGUUGCUGUCGCCGAGUUGCACAAAUGCGAGUUCUUGGUUCAGUUCUUUGGAAGUUGCUUAUUUCUGAGGGACUUGUCGAAGCACUUAAGAAAAUUGAGAUCCCUCUGGUAAAUAUUCUUGCAGAUAUGGAACUUUGGGGUAUAGGUGUUGAUAUGGAGGGCUGCCUUCGAGCGCGUAACGUGCUGGGGAAAAAGUUGCGACAUCUUGAGAAGAAAGCAUAUGAGCUGGCUGGAAUGACAUUUUCUCUUUAUACUGCAGCAGAUAUUGCAAAUGUGCUCUAUGGACACUUGAAGCUACCCAUACCUAAAGAGCAUGGAAAAGGGAAACGACAUCCAAGUACAGACAAACACUGUUUGGAUUUGUUAAGAAAUGAACAUCCUAUCAUUCCAGUCAUUAAAGAGCACCGGACCUUGGCUAAGCUUUUCAACUGUACACUGGGUUCAAUAUGUACACUUGCUAGGCAAUCUAUGAGGACACAGAAGUACACACUACAUGGCCAUUGGCUCCAGACAUCUACUGCAACUGGGAGGCUCUCAAUGGAAGAACCAAAUCUGCAGUGUGUUGAACAUUUGGUUGAGUUCACAAUGAGUAUUGAUAAAAAUGGCGGUGAUGCUGAAGCUACUCAUUAUAGUAUAAACGCACGUGACUUCUUUGUUCCUACUCAGGAUAAUUGGUUAUUGUUAACAGCAGAUUAUUCUCAGAUAGAGUUGCGGUUAAUGGCACACUUCUCUAAGGAUUCCUCGUUAAUCAAGUUUUUCAGCAAUCCACAUGCUGAUGUUUUCACCAUGAUAGCAGCUAGAUGGACUGGGAAGGCAGAAGAUUCGGUUGCAUCACAUGAGCGAGAUCAGACAAAACGGUUGGUAUAUGGCAUUCUUUAUGGAAUGGGUGCUAACACGCUUGCGGAACAACUGGACUGCAGUUCAGAUGAGGCUGCAGAAAAAAUUAAAAGCUUUAAAAGCUCUUUUUCUGGUGUUGCUUCCUGGCUUCGUGAAGCAGUAGCAUUCUGCCAUAAAAAUGGUUAUAUAGAGACCCUCAAGGGAAGAAAGCGCUUCUUAUCAAAAAUAAAAUUUGGAAAUAGUAAAGAAAAGUCAAAAGCUCAGAGACAAGCAGUUAAUUCUAUCUGUCAGGGAUCUGCUGCUGAUAUAAUCAAAAUUGCUAUGAUAAACAUAUACUCUGUGAUUGUUGGAGUUGAUGGGCCUGAUUCAAGUUCUGCAGUUGCAUCUAAGUUUCACAUGCUGAAAGGGAGGUGCAGAAUUCUUUUGCAGGUGCAUGAUGAAUUAGUCUUGGAAGUUGAGCCCUCUGUGCUCAAGGAAGCUGUGUCUUUGUUACAAACAAGCAUGGAAAAUGCCGUAUCACUUCUUGUUCCAUUGCAAGUCAAACUGAAAGUUGGAAGAACCUGGGGUUCUUUGGAGCCUUUUCAGGUUGAUCCCUGUGUUAAUGAAGUGAUUGAUUGAUGUAAAGUGGCUAUAAGGAAUUUCUUCGAAGUUUUUACGGGUUGAACCUUUGAUGUUUGAUGACAACCAGCAUAUCUAAACUACAACCUACGUUUGGUCAUGUUUUCAGAGAAAAUGACACAUUUCUAGGAAAGGGAUAAGUUUUCGCAUGUGCCAAGUGAAUUGCAGUUCUGCCGUAAUAAACAUCAGGCAACUUUACCUUUGGGAGUAUUAAGUUUUGUUUCUUGCUGUUAAACCACAUAGGUGUGGAAUUGAUUAUACAAGCCACAUAGUGGAUGUUCCUGAUAUCAUGGAAAGGUAGAGUUUUCUCUACUUACCUGGCUGUAGAAGAUCGGUGACAGCUUUUGGCAUGGGAGAGUUUGGCAGAACUGAGUUCCAGUAUUGUUCAGGAGGUAAUGCAGCAUGGCUUGUCGUCAAUGCAAUCUGCAGCAAGAGGUAAAAAUAAAAUUUCUAUUUAAUAUCCUUAUAUGAUAAUAGGCAGGAACAUAUUCUAUAGAGCAGGCUCAGAAACAAGAAAAAUAUUCCACAUAUUUGUUUUAGUUAUACUCAAGCUGUUAAGCUCGAACUUGACUAUAAAUUCGAAGCUCAAACUCGACUCAAACUUGAUCGAGUUUAUUUCAGGAGUUUGAGAUCGAGUUUGGUAAAAUAAUUAAGAAUUGAAUUUGACUCCGCUCGACUCAAUUAUCUACGUAAAAUUUUCAAAAUAUAUAUAAGGGCUGCUCAUGAUUAGGCUCGAUUAAGCUCAUGAGCAUGUCCAGUUGAGUAUUUUGAUACUCGAACUUGACUAGGCAGUUGGUUCGGAUAGCUCGAACUCGAGCUCGACUCAAUUUAAAACAACUCGAUUUUGAGCAUUUUUCGAGUCAAUCGAGAGUAACUUGCAAGUUGGCUCGAGUAAAUUACACUCCUAAGUUGAAGAUUGGUAAUCUUACAGUGAGAAAAACAAGCAUAUGUGGGAGAUGGAACUCCAUUUGAACUCAAAACAUACAAAAAGACUAAACAAGAUGUUUAUUCUGAAAAAGAAAGGUAGUGAAUAAAACAAAGGUUAUUUGAAGGAAAGAAGAAGCAGGUUGCUAAAUAUAUAUAGAAGAUUUAUGUCCUUUAGGAGUACCUGUGAAAUGGUAAAAACACCACCUACAUUAUCAGACGAUUUUAUUGCCUCAACUGUCCCUGCUUCACUCACUUGAAUGCAGCUUUUGUCAUGUGGUUGGGACACUUGUAAUAAGAAUAAGAAGAGACGUAAAAGUAGAAUUUCAUUGAUUAAUAUUAAUAGCUUUGAAUUUGCUUUUGGUAAUUUUCCUCUGUGCUGCAGAACAUGGAAUCAGAAUGGCUCCAAAUGUCCUGGACGAGUCGUCAUUGUCCAUGAUAUUCACUGAACCUCAAAAGCUAUGAAGUGUGGAAGGUACAGUGGCUCUUAAAUGCUUGGACUGGUGGUUCAAAGUUUAACGAACAACUACCGUAUUAAUGAGGUUAGUAGGGGUUGAGAAAUGCCCAUCAUUUUGAUUGUGUGUUCUAAUUUCUCAGCUUAACAUUAUGGUUUUUGACAUGUCAGAGAUUUAAGAACCGUCUUCUAGUUAGAAUAGUCGGCUAAAUUGAUGAUGGACUCUGCUCAUCCUCAUAUCGAUGGGUUGACUGAGUGAGAUGUACAUUCUGACCAGCUUUCUCUUUAUCUGCCUUGACAAGACCACUCAAGCUCUAUUAAGAACCGAAAAGGUGGCCGAAUUCACGGUUCAA